AUGGAAAAGGAAAAACUUACUCCUAGAAAAAUAACGAAAUUACUGGACAGUGACAGUGACGAUGAUGAAGGUCCAACAGACUUGAGUGCAGAAAGUGAGGUGUUUGAUUCAGAUAAAGACCCAGACUUAAGACCUAUUAAUGAAGACAGAAGAAUUUACCAAUCUUCCAGACUAUUUGAACUUAAGUACCAAAGACAGUUAGAACCAGAUCAAAUAGCUGGUUCAUCAACAGGCGCAGUAGAAUAUGAAUCAGAUGAAUAUUCAGAACCUACUACUAAAAAGCAAAUAGAAAACCAGGAAGAUGUAAAACCUUCUUCACGGUUACAUAAAUGGACUCCUACAACUCCUGAGGAAAUGCGCAAGUUUGUGGCUUUAGUUGGAUACAUGGGCCUGGUAAAAUAUCUAUCUUUACAGGAUUACUGGAGUAAAAGCCCUUUGUAUGAUAACACUUUGGUGAGAAAUGCUAUGAGUCGCAACCGAUUUGAAAUACUCUUGAGAAUGUGGCACUUUGCAGACUACUAUGAAAAAGGGAACAACCGACUUCAUAAGAUUGAAAAUCUCAUGAAUAUGUGUAUUGAACGGUUUAAAGAAGCUUACACACCUGGAAACAAGAUUUGUGUGGACGAAAGUAUGAUUGCAUGGAAAGGCCGCCUGGUUUUUCGCCAAUACAACCCUAGGAAACGUCAUCGAUAUGGAAUAAAACUGUAUAAACUAUGUGCUAGCAAAGAGAACACAUGGACUUUCUCUGUGUACAUAGGUCAGGACAGAUCAGAGAAUGACUGGAGCACUUCAGAAAAUGUAAUCUGCAAACUCUUAGGUGGAUUACUUGAUAAUGGCACAACUCCAGCACCAGGAGGUUUGAUGGGAGAGGGUCGAACUCUUAUCACUGACAACUGGUACACCAGUGUACCACUCGUUGUAGGACUCUUGGAGCACAAAGCUCACCUAAUUGGCACUGUUAGGAUUGAUCGGAAGUACUUACCCCCAGAAGUGUCAACCAAACUGAAGAAAACACAUGGUGAUUCUGUUAUAAGAGAAACAGCAGAAGGUAUUGUCUUUUUGAAAUGGAAGGACAAACGGGAUGUACCCCUGCUAUCUACUGUGCAUACCAAUGAAUAUGUAGAAGUUACUUCAAAAAGAGGCAAAGUUACACAAAAACCAAAAGAUGUUAUGCUCUACAAUGAAGAAAAGUUUUCUAUAGACAUGAGUGACCAAAUGGCUACUUACGGCACUGCAUUGCGUCGAGGAACAAAGUGGUACAGAAAACUAGCUGUCGAAAUUGUGUGGGGAAUGGUUGUAGUAAAUGCACAUUUUCUUUAUGUAGAAAAUUCAGGUACCAAAAUGCCGAUCAAGAAAUUUAGGGAAAGUAUUAUUUUGUCUUUGCUAAAGUACGAGGUGGAGACACCUAGAAGAUCGGUUGGUCGGCCUACUCAUCGUUUGAUCGAUUGCUUGAGAGGGGAUCCUCCAAAAAAAACGAGGGGGAGGUGCCGAAGCUGCUACGAGGCCAAAGGAAGAUCAGGUGUACAGGGCCCUGAUGGGAAAAUAUCAAAGGCAAAGCAGGUCUUUACGAUUUGUGAUACCUGUGAAGGUAGACCAUUUAUGUGCCGGACUUGCUUUAACAAUCAUGUGUAA
Homalodisca vitripennis (glassy-winged sharpshooter) is the source of this 1632-nucleotide messenger RNA. Its product is annotated as piggyBac transposable element-derived protein 4-like. The record is from RefSeq and is a predicted model, not a curated record. The transcript has 2 exons. Bases 1 to 1632 code for a protein of 543 amino acids. Lineage: Eukaryota; Metazoa; Arthropoda; Insecta; Hemiptera; Cicadellidae.